This is a messenger RNA of Odocoileus virginianus texanus, 2157 nucleotides long. It is a transcript of the gene CHST6, whose product is annotated as carbohydrate sulfotransferase 6. The record is from RefSeq and is a predicted model, not a curated record. NCBI's taxonomy places the organism in Eukaryota, Metazoa, Chordata, Mammalia, Artiodactyla, Cervidae. Gene Ontology annotation, cellular component: Golgi membrane; trans-Golgi network. Gene Ontology annotation, biological process: carbohydrate metabolic process; N-acetylglucosamine metabolic process; keratan sulfate proteoglycan biosynthetic process. Gene Ontology annotation, molecular function: N-acetylglucosamine 6-O-sulfotransferase activity.
UUAUUCUUUUUAAGGCUUGGAAAUAUUCUAUUGGAUAUAUGUACCUUAUCUUCUUUAUCCAUUCAUCUGUUUAUGGACCUUCAGGUUGCUUAACAACAACAACAAAUGAAUAUUGGGCUGCAUGUAUCUUUUUAAUUAGAGUUGUCUUUUCAGGCAUAUUCCCAGGAAUGGGAUUGCUGGAUCAUAUGGUAGCUGUAUUUUUAGUUUUGGGGGAAAUCUCCAAACUCUUCUCCAUAGUGGUUGCACCAGCUUAGUAAUACGAUUUCCAUCAACAUUGUAGGAAGGUUCCCAAAAGGAGAAAGCUCCACACACACAAAAUUUUGUACCACUUCCUUGUAUCACCUUUUCAAAAAUUAGACAAAUAAUAAAUAUGUGCCCACAAAAUAUUACAAAGGAUUCAUAGGAGAGGCAGAUGAGCCUUCCAGAGUGGGGAGCUUCAUUGGGCAAAGGUUUAGGAGUGGGGCCACCCAGAGCCCCACAGUGGGGGCCUGGCACUUGGGAUUCAAACCCUGCCCUACCCCUUACCAGCUGUGUAUUCAUGUCUCUAAGCCCCAUUGCCUCAACUAAAACACACAGGAUGACUUUUACCUUCUAGGGACUUGGGGAGAAUAAAAUUCAAUCAAGAAGAUAAAAUACACAUCCCAGUGCCUGCUUGACAUGUUCUUCCUCACUUGAACCCUGGGCCAGUUGGUGGUAUGCUGAAUGUAAGGUGGCUUCUCAGAAAACUCCCAGCUGGGGCCUGGAUUCUCUGGACACCCUGCGUGGGCAGGAUGUUCCCAUCUGCUUCCUAGUUCUGGAGUUCCAAUUGGAGGAUCAGAUACCAGUUCCUGUAUAGUGUGAGUCACUUAAGAAGACCUCUGGCAUCCCUGGAGUGCAGGCCCUGAAAAACCUCCAGGCCUCUCCCAUGGAUCUGUGAUCGAGGUGGGCAGCCCUCCCAGCAGCCCGGGACAGCCGUCUCCGGCCGGCGGCAUGUGGCUGCGGCGCGUCUCCAGCACGGCGGUGACCGCGCUCCUGCUGGCGCAGACCGGCCUCCUGCUCUUCUUGGUCUCCCGGCCCAGACUGCCGCCCCCGGCGAGCGGCGAGGAGCGCGUGCACGUGCUGGUGCUUUCCUCGUGGCGAUCGGGCUCGUCCUUCGUGGGCCAGCUCUUCAGUCAACACCCCGACGUCUUCUACCUGAUGGAGCCCGCGUGGCACGUGUGGGCCGCCCUGUCGCAGGGCAGCGCCCUGGCGCUCCACAUGGCGGUGCGCGACCUGGUGCGUUCCGUCUUCCUGUGCGAUAUGGACGUGUUCGACGCCUACCUGCCGUGGAGGCGCAACCUGUCGGACCUCUUCCAGUGGGCGGAGAGCCGGGCGCUGUGCUCGCCGCCCGCCUGCAGCGCCUUCCCGCGCGGCGCCAUCAGCAGCGAGGCGGUGUGCAAGCCGCUAUGCGCGCGGCGGCCCUUCGGCCUGGCGCAGGAGGCCUGCCGCUCCUACAGCCACGUGGUGCUCAAGGAGGUGCGCUUCUUCAACCUGCAGGUGCUCUACCCGCUGCUCAGCGACCCCGCGCUCCGCCUGCGCAUCGUGCACCUGGUGCGCGACCCGCGCGCCGUGCUGCGCUCGCGCGAGCAGACGGCCAAGGCGCUGGCGCGCGACAACGGCAUCGUGCUGGGCACCAACGGCAAGUGGGUGGAGGCCGACCCGGAGCUGCGCGUGGUGCGGGAGGUGUGUCGCAGCCACGUGCGCAUCGCCGAGGCGGCCACGCGCAAGCCGCCGCCCGCCCUGCGCGGCCGCUACCGCCUGGUGCGCUUCGAGGACCUGGCGCGGGCGCCGCUGCCCGAGAUCCGAGAGCUGUACGCCUUCGCGGGCCUGAGCCUCACGCCGCAGCUCGAAGCCUGGAUCCACAACAUCACGCACGGUGUCGGGCCCGGCGCGCGCCGCGAGGCCUUCAAGACCACGUCGAGGGACGCGCUCAACGUCUCGCAGGCUUGGCGCCACGCCCUGCCCUUCUCCAAGAUCCGCCGUGUGCAGGAGCUGUGUGCUGGCGCGCUGCAGCUGCUGGGCUACCGGCCCGUGUUCUCCGAGGACGAGCAGCGCGACCUCAGCCUGGACCUGGUGCUGCCGCGCGGCCCGAGCAGCUUCAGCUGGGCCUCGUCCACUGCCGAGCGCCCUGGGCCGUAG